AUGGAUGGCUUCUUUUCGAAAAAAAAAGACGUAGAAAAUGAUGGCGAAAGUGGGAAGAACAUUGACAUGGAUAGAUUAUCUUUUACGAGCUUUCAUGAAUCAACGGAUGAAGAUUUGUAUAUGUCCGUCCAGCAGAGUCCUUGCCAAUCAAGCUUAAGCGUUUAUGAAAGCACUUCUCUCUUUAUGACAUGUGAGCACAAAAAUGAAGAACAAAGCUGCUGCGAUUCAUUAUCUGCUUUUUCUCGCCUAGAACUCGACGCUACUGCUUGCUAUUCUUCAGAAGACCCCAUAAAUGAUGCUAUAGAUCUUGAAACACAAGAUGAGUUAAAGAAUUUUACAGCUUCUCUCCCCGAUCCAUCGUCUAUGCCGAAACUUCCUAGAAUUAUCGGAGAUAGGCCAUAUUGGGUAGAAUAUCAAGACUGGCUUCGUUGCUUACGGAAUGCGGAUGCUGAAGUGUCGAAAGAUAUGGAAGAACUAAACAUCAGUAUAUACUCUUCCUCUCUUGCUUUGCGAGCUUUAGAGGAGACCCGUUGGUUCAAUGAAGUGUCCAAAGAUCCAGAACUGUCCAAACUAAUACAUGACAUUGACUCUAUAUUCCCGAUCGCCAUGAGGAGAAAGUCUUUUAGCAGCAUUAACGAAGUUUUAGAACAAAGCCUACCUAUUUCUUAUGAUUUAGUAGUUCGCCAUACAGAUAAUUCAACUUUUUAUCUUCCUAAUGUGCCUAUUGAAUCUACUGUCCGCAGCUCUCUGAAUGGUGUUGAUGAUAUUAUCUUACGUAGGAAAACUAAUCCCUACUGGUACAAUUUGGCAUCGCUUGCUCUUCACAGAGCGUUCACGAAAGAUUCGGUUAGAGAUCCUCGAAUGGAGAUUUGGAUCAAUGAUCUCACUGAGAACUAUGCUCAGGCCUUAAGCCUUCCUUCUUCAUCCAACCAUAAUUCUGAGAUCAUUUGUAAUGGGCAGGUAGUUCAUUUACGAGGUUGUGAAGAUUGGGCUCCACCUCGAGAUGCUUGGAUUUUCACACCUUUGAAAGUUGAACCUGUUAAAACUCUAUUGGAACAGCAGAAGUACCGUUGUGCUGGUUGUGGUGUGAAAAUCGAUCAACAAUACUUGAAGCGUGUUCGACUCUGUGAAUAUUAUUGCAAAGUGUUUUGCCAAUGUUGUCAUCAGGGACUAAAAUCAGUUAUUCCUUCGAAGAUCCUCAACAUGUGGAACUUCAAGGAAUUCCCCGUCUCUGAUAGAGCCUAUCGAUUCUUGAAAGAUGCGCGUGAUCAGCCGGCUAUUCAUAUUCAAACUUUGGCUCCUGAUUUGAUUUCUAAAAUAUCUGUUCUUCGGAAAGUUAUACAAAUGAGAGAGAAGCUGGGACAUAUGUGGGAGUUCAUUAAGCUGUGCAGUAUAGCCGAAGAAACAAUAACUAAAUUCGGAAAUCUGAAAACGUUAUUUACAUCUAUGGAAAGGCAUCUACUUGUUUCAAGUGACCUUUUUUCGCUCUCUGAUUUGACUAGAGUAUAUAACAAAGAUCUUGUUAGCUUGUUGGAGCCUAUUGUCUAUUAUGGAAAAUGUCAUAUCGAAAGCUGCUCAAUAUGUAAGGAGUUGGCUUUUGUUUGCUGUCUCUGUUCUGAUGCGACUGAUCUUCUUUUCCCUUUUCAAAUUGAAAAGGUUAAUAGGUGUCGAGCUUGUGGAUCUUUAUCACAUUUAAAAUGUCAUCAGAAGCUGAAGAAAACAAUGCCAAACAAAGCCUCAUGCCCUAAAUGCACUAGAAUUGAAAAUCAAAGAAGACAGAAGCUAGCUCAAAUUGGGGACUCAUGA
This is a messenger RNA of Auanema sp. JU1783, 1806 nucleotides long. The record is from the annotation of a GenBank genome assembly. Lineage: Eukaryota; Metazoa; Nematoda; Chromadorea; Rhabditida; Rhabditidae.